Molecule: messenger RNA, 612 nt
Organism: Chaetomium globosum CBS 148.51
Lineage: Eukaryota; Fungi; Ascomycota; Sordariomycetes; Sordariales; Chaetomiaceae
Exons: 2
Coding region: 1-612 (203 amino acids)
Source: RefSeq, a predicted model, not a curated record
AUGACCAAGACCACCGCCACCCGCCAUCGCCGCUGCCAAUCACGAUGGAGGCGCCGAUCGAAGAGCCUGACGCUGCUGAGCAGCAACAGCAGCAACAGCAAUCUCCCGCCUUGUACCGGUAGCUUCACUAAGCAGUACCGCCUCCCUUGCAGCCAUAAGAUCCUCGAGCUCAUGAAGGGCCAGCAGCCGCUCACAAAGGAGCACAUUCAUCCACGCUGGUGGUUGCGGCAGCCGCUGAAUAUCCCCAAUACGCUACUCAACAUCAAGGACCCCGAAAUUGUGAAGACUCUACGAUGCCGCACGCGCAAUAAGCCCAUCGCCUACCGCGAGGAGAACCAGCCCCCAUCGUCAAGUGCCCCUCAGCCAAAGGCAAAGGCACCUCGGAAGUCCAAGAACCCGGCGCCGAGACCCGUGAAGCAGAGCAUUCGUCGAAAUCGGUCGGAAUUUGAGGAGGACGAGGACAAAUUGGCGCUGCCGGCGGCAUCUCAGCAGAGUACUCAAGAUACGAUUAUGGUAGCAUCGGGCCCUCCGCCGCCCGCGGCAAAGAAGAGACGUGGUGGACGCCGUGAUUCUGCUCCGUUUUCGUCCGCCCCCGUCUAUUUCUGGUUCUGA